AUGGCAUUACGAGAAGGGCGUGAAGUAGGACUUGUGUCCCGCCAGGGCUCAUCGGGUGCAGAGUGCAAGAAUACGCCAGCUAGCGCCGAGUAUGACUACUCUUACUACACCUUCCACAUAGAUCCAGCAGUCAAAGAAGGAGCUGCAGCUACAGGGCUCACUAAAAUCGGUGUCCUACAGAACUGUGAUGACAAUGGCAAGCUAGCUAACAACCCUGCAGCGAAGACUACCAACUGGGCUUACGUACCACUGGACAAGUUUGGCCCUGAGAAUCCGUACAGAGUUCAGGUAGACCGGUGCAAGAAGCGCUACGAUCGCCAUGUUGCUAGUUACAGCGUAUGGCUGUGCAACAACAACAACUGGUGCGGAACUACGGAUUGUGGCGAGAACAGGGCUAUUUGCACCGAAACCAACACGAAAUCUGUCGAUUUGGUUGAUGACACGGUCUGGAAGUGCGCUGUAUAG
Messenger RNA from Colletotrichum truncatum, 465 nucleotides. RefSeq lists its product as uncharacterized. The record is from RefSeq and is a predicted model, not a curated record. Lineage: Eukaryota; Fungi; Ascomycota; Sordariomycetes; Glomerellales; Glomerellaceae.